Molecule: messenger RNA, 3799 nt
Organism: Lonchura striata (white-rumped munia)
Lineage: Eukaryota; Metazoa; Chordata; Aves; Passeriformes; Estrildidae
Source: RefSeq, a predicted model, not a curated record
GUGCCUCCGGACCCCCGGCCAGGCUGUCGCCGCCCGCUGGGGCCACCCAUGUGGCUGUGAGAGGACGGGGGUGGCCGGGCCCCCCAGGGCCCCCCCAGGGCCCCCCAACCCCGCAGCCAGCCCAGGCGCCAUGACCUGCCCGGUCGCUGAGGGACACCCGGCGCCCGGGGGCCACCAAGAGACCAAAGCCCACCCGGGCCCCAGGGCCCAGCACGGCCCCAAGGGCCCUCAAGGCUCUGAGGGCCACCAAGAGACCAAAGCCCACCCGGGCUCUGUGGCCACCAGGGCAUCCAUGGCCAGCUGGACCCCCGCGCUCAGCCAGGACCACCGAGAGACUAAGGCCCACCCGGGCUCCGUGCCCCACCCGGGCUCCCACGUGGAGACCGAGGUCCACCUGGGCUCUGUGGGCUACCAGGACCACCCCGAGCCCGGUGCUGGCGGUGGCUCUGCGGCGCUGUUGGACUCCAAGAUCUCCCAAGGCUCUGAGGAGCCCCUGGGGACUCGGGUCAGCCGGGUCCCUGCGACCCGCCUGGCGUCUGUGGCCAGCCAGGACCACCUGGAGAUGAAGGCGCGUCAGGAGCCCGUGGCCAGCCGAGCUUCUGUGGGCACCCAGGACCACCCCGAGCCCGACAUCGACGUCCCGCUGGACUCCAAGGUCAACCAGGGCUCCGUGGCUCGCGUAGACCCGAAAGACCACCAAGAACCCGCCCCCUCCCAGGCCUCUGAGGACCCCCAAGAGCCCAAGGUCACCCAGGGUCCCGUGGCCAGCCAAAAGACCAAGGUCAACCAAAGCCCCACGGCCCCUGUAGAGGCCAAGGUCAACGAAGACCCCGUGGUGUGUUUAGACUUGAGGGUCCACCAAGCCCCCGUGGCCGACCGAGCCCCCGAGGACCCCCGAGCCCCCAAGGCCAACCGAGACCCCCUGGACCACCAGGACAGCCAGGCUGACCAAGCCCCGGUGGCUCUUAGAGACCGGAAUGUCCACCGAGCCCCCGUGGGCGAGCACAGCCCCGCGGACGCCCAAAACACCGAGGCCGAGCCCGUCCCUCUGGAGCCGAGGGUCCCCCCGGGCACCACGGCCAGGGGAGGCUGCCCGGGGACCGAGUGCCACCAACCGCCCGUGCCCACCUGGGCCACCCCGGCCCCCCGCCCGGGCGCCCGCCUGGGCCUGGUGCUGCUGACGCUGGGCUCCCUCCUGCUGCCCGGCGCCCGGGGCUCGGCGCUGGAGUUCGGGGGCGCGCCGGGGCAGUGGGCGCGCUACGGGCGGUGGGCGCCGGGCGCGGGGGGCCAGCUCAGCUUCCGCCUCAAGACCAACGUGACGCGGGCGCUGCUGCUCUACCUGGACGACGGCGGCAACUGUGACUUCCUGGAGCUGCUGGUGGCCGAGGGGCGGCUGCGGCUGCGCUUCGCCAUCGCCUGCGCCGAGCCCGCCACGCUGGAGCCGCCGGCGUCGGUCAGCGACGGCCGCUGGCACGCGGUGCUGCUGACGCGGCAGGCGCGGCACGCGGCGCUGGCCGUGGACGGGGAGGCGCGGGCGGCCGCCGUGCGCUCCAAGCGCCCCGACAUGGCCGUGGCCAGCGACCUGUUCGUCGGGGGCAUCCCGCCCGACGUGCGGCUCUCGGCGCUGACGCUCAGCACCGUCAAGUACGAGCCGCCCUUCCGCGGGUGGGUGGCCGACCUGCGGGUGGGCGACGCGCCGGCCGCGCUGCUGGGCGCCCAGGGGGUCCGGGGUGACGGGGACGAGCGCUGCGCCCACCACCCGCCCUGCGCCCACGGCGGCCGCUGCACCCUGCGCCGUGGGGAGCCCCGCUGCGACUGCGCCGGCACCGGCCACCGCGGGCCCUUCUGCGAGGAAGGUGAGGGCGCAGCGGGGUCGGGAGGGGUGGGGUGGGCGCAGGAUCAGCUCGGGAGCCCCAUCUCCUUGUGGUUCUCCACGGCUUCGUGGCGCUCCUCGGUGUCAUGGUGGCCCGCCGAGGUCGCCGAGGGGGGGCCCGGCCGCGGCGCCGGCGAGAUCCAGCAAGCGGCCAAAGGCCGCGCCGAGUACGUGGCCACGUUCCGGGGCAGCGAGUUCUUCUGCUACGACGUGUCGCGGUCGCCGGUGCAGAGCAGCGCGGACGAGCUGGCGCUGGCGUUCCGCACGCGGCAGCGCCACGGGCUCCUGCUGCACACCGGCCGCGCCGCCGACUUCCUGAACCUGUCGCUCAAGGCCGGCGCCGUGUGGCUCGUCAUCAACCUGGGCGCCGGCGCCUUCGAGGCGCUGGUGGAGCCCGUCAACGGCAAGUUCCACGACGGCGGCUGGCACCACGUGCGCGUCACGCGCAACCUGCGGCAGGUGGUUUACAAGAACAACGACUUCAAGCUGGAGCUGUCGCGGCUGGCGCAGGAGGGCGACGCGCGGGUGACGCUGCACGGGGCGCUGCUCUUCCACUGCGACCCCCCCCCAGCGCUGGACCCCGUCACCUUCGCCACCCCCCAGGCUCACCUGGCGCUGCCCACCUGGCGCCCGGCCCGCGCCGGCUCCGUCUCCUUCGACUUCCGCACCACGGAGCCCAACGGGGUGCUGCUCUUCGGGCAGGGCCCCCCCCGCGACCCCCCGGCCGCGCCCCGCGGGCCACCCCCGCCGCCCCCCGACUUCCUGGCGCUGGAGCUGCUGGACGGGCACCUGUACCUGCUGCUGGGCAUGGGCGCGGCCGGGCUGCGGCUCCGCGCCAGCGCCCGCAAGGUCACGGACGGCGAGUGGUGCCACGUGGACGUGCAGCGCGAUGGGCGCAAAGCCGCGCCCCCCGAGCUGUGGGCGGCGGGGCUGCGCCUGGGCUUCGUGGGCUGCGUGCGGGACCUGUUCGUGGACGGGCGCAGCCGCGACGUGCGGGCGCUGCUGCCCGCCGGGGGCGCGGCCGGGGUCGCCCCGCUCUGCGCCCGGGACCCGCCGCGGCUCUGCGCCAGCGGCCCCUGCCGCAACGGCGGCGCCUGCCGCGAGGGCUGGAACCGCUUCGUGUGCGACUGCCGCGGCACCGGCUACCUGGGGCCGCGCUGCGAGACGGAGGCGGCGGUGCUGAGCUAUGACGGCAGCAUGUACCUGAAGGUGCAGGUGCCGGGCGAGCAGACGGAGGCCGAGGACGUGUCCCUGCGCUUCAUGUCCCCCCGCGCCUUCGGCCUCGUCCUGGCCACCACCUCGCGCCACUCGGCCGACACCCUGCGCCUCGAGCUGGACGGGGGGCGCAUGAAGCUCACCCUCAACCUGGGCAAGGGCCCCGAGACGCUGUUCGCGGGGCAGCGGCUGGAUGACAACGAGUGGCACUCGGUGCGGGUGGCCCGGCGCGGGCGCAGCCUCCAGCUCGCCGUCGACAACGUCACCGUCGAAGCCUUAGGCUCCGCCCCCAUGGCUCAAGCCACGCCCACAACGACCACACCCAACUGUGGCCCCACCUCCACCUUUGGCCACGCCCCCGGCCCAGUUACCCUCCCUGAAUUUGGGUACAUCCACUACGUGUUCGACCUGGGCGAGGGCCCCUCGCUCAUGAAGGGCAACUCGGAGCAGCCGCUGCACGACGGGCGCUGGCACGAGGUGGCCGUGGCACGGGAGGGGGGGGCCCUGCACGCGCUGCGCGUGGACGGGAGACCCGUGACCCAGCACGGGCAGGGCGCCCGCGGGCUGCAGCUCAAGGGUGAGCUGUACGUCGGGGGGGUCAGCCCGGGGCUCCUGGGCCGCCUCCCGCGCCUCGUGGCCUCCCGGGGGGGCUUCCGGGGCUGCCUGGCCUCGCUGGACCUCAACGGGCGCCUGCCCGACCUGCUGGGGGAC